Heterocephalus glaber (naked mole-rat) is the source of this 1749-nucleotide messenger RNA. Lineage: Eukaryota; Metazoa; Chordata; Mammalia; Rodentia; Bathyergidae. The record is from RefSeq and is a predicted model, not a curated record.
UAAAGCCAACACAAGAUACUAGAGGCCCCCAGACUAGCACAGCGUCAGGAGGGUGCGGCACUGUGGGCUCUGGGCCAGGGCGACCCUGCCUCUUCCUCAGUCUGGAGGAACCUGCCCUGACCCAGGAGGACCACAUCGGGCUCGCUGCGGAGCCUGUAUCCCAGCGGAAAGGAGACGUGGUCACAUGACAGACCGGGAGGAGCGCACGCUGCGAGCGUGCCCAGGGCUUGCUGUCUACGUGAAGCUCAACGCGUGAGCCGCGUGCGCGCACUGCAUGGGGUCACCGCACAGCGACAAGUGGUUUGCGCUCUGUGGGCGUUGGGGGCGAGGGGAGGGGAGGGGAGAGGCGGGAGCACGAGGUCUUCUGCGUCCUCCACAGGUCACUGGUGGCCUUCAGGGCCUUUAAAAUUAAAUGCCGAUUAUAUGAGAAAAAAUCCCCUGUCGAGCUCCUGCCUCGCCGCCCGCCCGCCCGGAACCGAAACACAGUGGCAGAGGCAGGACUUAGGGGGCCACAGCAAGACCCUGGCGAGGGCGGGGCUGGGAGCGGGAUGCGUGGCCACGUGCGGUCAGCGGGGACUCGCCAUGGGCGGCACCCACCACCCAGCUGUGGCCCCAGAGGCCGGAAGAUUAAUCGAUCAGCUGCCUGCGCCGUCAGGUCUGUUCCUGGAAAAAGGAAAAACUGUCCCGAGUCCUGCGGCCCGUCCUCCUGGCAGCGCACCCCUUCCUGCACCAGCAGUCUCUCCCGAGUGACCCACUCCCUGCAGCUUGCAAACCCCAAGACGCCAGCCUCUACAGCACCAGAGCCCCGCAUGCCGCCCCUCCCCAGCCACGGCUGCACGUCUCUGCGCCCCUCGGCACUCACGGAGCGGCAGUGCAGUCUUCCCUGGAGGUGCGCGCACCCACAAGGCACCUUCCUUGUGGUUCCUGGGGGCUGUUUCUUCCUCCAACGUGGCUCCUGCCCUGCCCAGGUGAAGGCUGUUUCCCUAGCAGCGCCUGGCUUCCUGGCGCUGCUCUGGCUGCUGUGGGCCCCGUGUCCUCCCAGUCUAGACGUCUUCCUCUGGGUGACCCUUAGGGUCUGGCAGGGCGAUGCAUGGGAAGAGACACCUUGGGGUGGAGGUCUCCGGAGGCCGGGGGUUGCCCCCUUGGGCCUCAGACACUGAGAGGGACAGGAGCUGAGAGCAGAGCGGGCACCAGGACUGGCGUUGGUGGGCGGGAGCAAGUGGGGGCAGAAUACCAGGCCCUGCCUGUCUCCCUCCAGUGCAGGUGGGUGCGCCCAGCACCCAGGGCAGAGGGGGCACAGCUCCGGGGCACAGACCAGUGGCGGUCCAUCCCCUGGUACCAUCCACACCUCCGCUGCUGUGCCAGCGUGCAGUUCUCGAAUCCGACUGUGCCGAGCGAACAUGCUCUUCCCCUCCACGUUGCUGUCUUGGUACCGCCGCCCACAUACAUGUUAGCUCGGUCCAAAAACUAAGCCUCAGAUUUCUCUGUUUUGAACACCCUCCCUCUAGCGCACCUGCAGUAUGUUGGCUCUGAACACGGCCUGACUUCCGUCGAGACCACUUCUGUCCUCGGCAGUCCACACAAGCAACUUGCCUUUUGAUUUCUCUCCCGACAGGGCACCUGGCAGCCUUCCUGCUCUCUUCCUAGGGAAGGGAAUAUGAGCAACUGUGUGCUGGUUGGGAAAGGAGAUGUUCUGUAUGUAAAGGGAAGUUUAAGCCUUCCGGAAAAGCCAUUUAUUAUAAAAGGAUA